Molecule: messenger RNA, 1938 nt
Organism: Xenopus laevis (African clawed frog)
Lineage: Eukaryota; Metazoa; Chordata; Amphibia; Anura; Pipidae
Gene: guk1.L
Product: guanylate kinase 1 L homeolog
Exons: 8
Coding region: 341-982 (213 amino acids)
Biological process (GO): purine nucleotide metabolic process; GDP metabolic process; GMP metabolic process
Cellular component (GO): cytosol; photoreceptor inner segment; cytoplasm
Molecular function (GO): nucleotide binding; transferase activity; kinase activity
Source: RefSeq, a predicted model, not a curated record
UAAAACUUUUAUUCCCUCACAAGACACAAUUUUGUGCUGCCGCUUUCCACACACAACACGCCGCACAGGCUGCAACUGAUUGCGUCAUACAAUAUGCGCCGCUAACUGCGCAGUUCCGCCCUCACCAGCCUGUCGGUCUUUCUGAUUGGCCUGUUCGUUAUUUGUGCCGCCUGUCCUGCUACGGAAAGCGGUUGGGGCCACGCCUCAUUGUAGACUAGUACAAUGAGACGUAGUGGAACUCGGACUCCGCCUCUCCUUCCUUUGGCUCCGCCCUUUCACUGUAGCGAUUGUUCCACGUGGUCCCGCCCAGUGUUGGUGUGUGAACAGCAGCCUGUGCUCCAUGAUCAGCAGCUGGAGGCAGAUCUUUCGGGUAACGGCUGCAGCCAUGACUGGGCCCAGACCUGUUGUGCUGAGCGGACCCUCCGGUGCAGGGAAAAGCACCCUCCUGAAGAUGCUCAUGAGAGAAUUUGAAGGACUGUUUGGCUUUUCAGUUUCACAUACCACGAGAAAGCCCCGGCCUGGGGAAGUUGAUGGGAAAGAUUACCACUUUGUGACUCUGGAGGACAUGAAGAGGGGAGUAGAGAGAGGGGACUUUAUAGAACAUGCAGUGUUUUCGGGCAACAUGUAUGGGACCAGUACAGCCGCCGUGCAGGCCGUCCAGGCCAAUAAUCAGAUCUGUAUACUGGACAUCGACAUGCAGGGAGUGAAGAGCAUCAAGAAGACCCGUCUGAAUCCCAUUUACAUCUCCAUUCACCCUCCGUCCGUUCAGAUAUUAGAACAGCGGUUGCGAGACAGAAAUACAGAGUCGGAGGAAAGUUUACAGAAGAGACUGAACGCAGCCAUCGAAGACCUGGAGAUCAGCAAAGAGCCGGGCCUGUUUGAUGCCGUUAUUGUUAAUGAUGAUUUAGAGGAGGCAUACAAUAAACUGAAGGGGAUUCUGGCAAAAGAGAUCAAACAAGUCCAAAGCGGCAAGAAUUCCUGACUAAAGCACAAUCCGCUUCCCGUGGCUCCUCCCAUUACCACAAGCAUUCCUGGCGGUAUUUCUCCUCUACAAAACAUCCAUUUCCAAUCAUAGGGCCCCGGCCAGUAGGAAAAUAAAUGUAGAAACCCCCCUAUCCAUUAGCAGGUCCUGUUGACUCUUUAUACACCAGUAAAGCAAAAGUCAGAGCCAGUAUUUCAUACCAGCCAAUGAAAUGUCUCCUUUCAUCUUCAUCACUCAUAGUGAGCUGCUUACUGCCCCUGUGAUUACUGACAUGUCUGUCAUGUUACUUUACAACUCCCAGAGUCUCUCCUGCUGUAUUAUAAGUGCUCAGAACACUCUCAAGUCUUCCAUGCGUCCCUCCUGCUGCUUCCUGAUUGUUUCCUAAGGAAAUGGGCUGGACCACUCCCACCAUAUAGGGGGGGCAAUACCAUUCUGAGCACAAUCAUGAAAUACCUUCAACCCUGUUUUAUAGCAGCCGAUUGUUUUCUAAUUGGUGUAACGACUUAAUCUGCAUAAUAAAUCAUUGGCACCACAGGCCCCUCCGCUCUUGGCCUUUUUAAGAAUAAUUCUUCACGUAAUCAACUUUAAUCGUAUAUACGGGACUUUAUUUCACUUAUUUAUAAGGUAGCUGUUACUUUAAAAAAUUUAAAUGUGUUCUGUACGCUCCGUCUACUUAAUUAAUGGUCAGACUCACUUCAAUCCAACGCUUUAUGAGAGGCGGGUGCUUUCCUUGAAGAGAAACAAAAUUUAAUUUGAGAGCAUUCCCCCUCCCCAUCUAUCCCACCCUCCGAUAUCCAGGAGAGGAAAAAGGACAGAUGAUGGAAUAAUUCCCCUUUAAACCAGGGUGGGGUAAGUGGGUGAGGCCUGUAGGGGGCAUUUAAAUGUAUUAAGAGGUCAUCCUGUUGUAAUGCAGUAGCCAAAAAUGUUUUAUAAAAAUAAAAAAAUCUUUAUUAGGA